Messenger RNA from Symsagittifera roscoffensis, 1842 nucleotides. Its product is annotated as TRAF3-interacting protein 1-like. The record is from RefSeq and is a predicted model, not a curated record. The coding region runs from base 1 to 1842 and encodes 613 amino acids. NCBI's taxonomy places the organism in Eukaryota, Metazoa, Xenacoelomorpha, Acoela, Convolutidae. The transcript is spliced from 8 exons.
AUGUCAGGGUAUCACGAUGCAGAUAGUGGCAUAGGGGAAUACAUGAUAGCAGACAUAAAAAUUCCCUACAAAAGGCGAAAAGUGCACCUGGCCAAAUCCGAUGUGGCUAACACAACUAAAUCACUGAAGGGAGCGAGUGUGAUUGCGUGUUAUAGGUCAACAGAUAAUGAGAAGACACUUCGUAAAGCACUGAUGGAUGCUCAAUUCAGUCCUACGCCUUCUUUGCGCCUACCUCGCAAAGCCAAUAUCAAGUUCAAGUCAGGCGACACAAUCUGGGAUUUUGAACAGUUGGUGAGCAAUUCCAGUACGUCCCUGGAAACAUGCAGGAUCCCUAGCUCCAUGAAAGCGUAUCUAAGUGACUCUAAGGAUACAGGGUCAAUUAGCCGAAAAGAGUUUUCGGUUCUGAAGGCACUGGGCGAGACUGAUGAAAAGAACGAGCUAAAGUGUGCAAACAUACCACUAACUUACCCUGAUCGAUAUCUCAAUAAUGAGUUCAGACUAUCAGGCCGUGAUAGCGCGCACAGUAAAAUGGUGCGCAAAGAAAUAAAAGCGGACAUAAUAUCGCUGAUUGAAGAAAUCGAAAAUGCGCAAGAGAAACACCCUCAGAUUGCGUUUGUGGAAGAAUGUAUUGACUACGCAUGCAAGAAGGCAGAUGCCCCCAACUACGAUCCCAGUCGGCUGUUCGACCUAUCCUACGAGUACCACCUGCCAAAAGUGACCAAAAAGAACAUGGAGAUAGUGUCAGCUUUGCUGGGAAGUGAAAACUGUGCUUUGACUAGAGAAGUUAACCACCUGUUUGGAAGAGACAACGAGCAUCUAAUUUGGUUCAAAAAUCUCUGUCAGAGUGGUGGUCACAGAGAUGCCCCCUUGCCACCUGAGAGCAGCAAAGUGAACUUUGACAACAUCGUCAAAAACGAAGACCGAAUGUUGCAAGACGGAAUCGUGUUCGUAAAACGAGUCUGCAAAGACUUCGACAAGUUCUUUGCCCAAAAGCAACCUCUAGAUGAGGACGACAAAGGAACGUAUGACUCUAUUAAAACUCUCUAUGAAGUAGGAAAGUCGGGUAAGAAGGGAAAGAAGGCGAAAAACAAAAAGAAAAAAGGUAAAAAGGGUAAAAAAGGGAAGAAAAAGAAGCACAAAAAAGAGAAGAAAGGAAAGAAAGACGAAGGGUACAAGAAGAAGAAGAAGGAUAAAGACAGUGAAGUUGAUGACGUCGACACUAAUUCAGAGGGAAAAAAGAAGAAAAAGAAUAAAAGCGAUGAAGAAUCUGAAGGCACAGACCCAUUUUUGGCAUCAAGUGAUGAAGAUUCCGAAAAAAGCCGGGAUAAAAAGAAGAAACAUCACAAAAAAGGAGGUAAGAAAAAGGAGAAGAAAAAACAUCACGACAAAGACAAGUCAGAGAAAAAAGAACGCAAACAUCGAGAAUCGAAAAGUGUUGUUAAAUCAGACGCUGAGACUUCUGAAAAUGAAGAACAUGAAAAUGCCAACAAAAGUUCAAAACACAAGAAAAAAUCACAUCAUGGUGAUCGUCAUGAAGAAAAAUCGGAAAAGUCAGGGAAAAAGGCAAAGACGGAAAAAUCUGAGAAGGAGAAAAAAAGUAAAAGCAAAGAAAACAAAAGCGACGAAGAAAUUGAAAACGAUGAAGCAAACGAGAAACCGGAUGAAGAUAGAGAAAAAGGUGAAAACUCGCGCAGAGGAAAGGACGAAAAAUCUGAAAAGAAACACCAUAAGGAAAAGUCAGAAAAAAAGUCAAGGAGAGAUUCGGAGAGGAAAGAGCGUAAAGACAAGAAGGAAAAGAAAGACAAAGAAAAUGGGAGUGUUGUUGACUCGGAAUCUGACUGA